UCUAUUUAUCGACUAUCUCCUCAGUAGCCACUUCUCCACGACCCACUCACGACCUUACUACCCCUAAUACAGAUUGUUAUAUACAACGUGAGUCAUUGCUAUAUAGUUAGCUGCCAAAUCUACCUAGUACAGCCGACAAGGCUGUAGGCAAGAAAGGGGUUGAGCCUUGCUAUUCUCUCGAAAUACAAGAGAACACCCUGAGAGACCAGAGCAUUCUCACAUAUUCUGUCCAUCCUCACUGCCCCUCACACCCCCACUAUACAUCCAGUACCCAACAUCAUCAAGGACUCAGACCUGACCUUGUGUUUUAAAAGACAGCCCAGAAGCGGCCACAUCAUCUCCCAAAGAGCAUCAACCAGCCAACUUCCUGGACCGCCAACUCUAAACCAACAUGGCGUUCCAACCCACCCCGACGGACAUCUCCGUCAUGAUCACAACACCAGCCGCCAACGCGACUGAUCGCCCGCAGUUCAUCACCGAGCGCCGUGUCACCCCAACAUGGACAGUCACGCAGCUCAAAGGCAAACUGGAGACCAUGACAGGGAUUCCGCCCGGAUGCCAACGACUGCGGCUCAAGACGCCGGGACAUCCGGACCAAUGGCUUGACGCGGAGGACUCCAGUGUUGGUAACUACGGCCUGAACAAGGGGUCUGAGAUCGAAGUCCACGACUCCCGUCCUCAGGGCGCGCGCCCAAACUUCACGGACCUCUCCUCCGUGGAGAAGUACACUCUCCCGGAGUCGACCUACGAGACUCUUCCUAACUCUGUCCUCGCGUGGAAAAAGAACCAGAAGCUCGGCCGCUUUGACCCUAAUGCUUCGUCCCCGGAGGAGUCGAUGCAAGCGCAGGCACAAAAGGACGCUGAGGACGUCCAACAAAGAAACAUCACCACCUCCAAACGCGCAAUCAUCCUCCCCUCCUCCCCGCCACACAUCCGCCGCGGCACCAUUCAAUUCGUGGGCCCCGUCCCCACGAUCCCGUUCCCCGGCGUAGAAACCGACGCGCAGGUGCCGUCCAGUGCGCGCCCAAUCUGGGUCGGAAUCGAGCUGGAUGAGCCGACGGGGAAGAACGACGGGAGCGUAGGCGGCGAGCGCUACUUCACGUGCCCGCCUAAGACGGGCGUUUUCGUCAAGCCGGAGAAAGUCCAGGUUGGUGAUUUUCCGCCUCUGAGUCUUGAUGAUGAGUUGGAUGAGUUGGAGGAGAUUUAGGGGGAUGUGAUUGGG
Molecule: messenger RNA, 1222 nt
Organism: Aspergillus campestris IBT 28561
Lineage: Eukaryota; Fungi; Ascomycota; Eurotiomycetes; Eurotiales; Aspergillaceae
Product: tubulin-folding cofactor B
Exons: 4
Coding region: 392-1207 (271 amino acids)
Biological process (GO): cytoplasmic microtubule organization
Cellular component (GO): microtubule plus-end; cytoplasm; nucleus
Molecular function (GO): microtubule plus-end binding
Source: RefSeq, a predicted model, not a curated record